Molecule: messenger RNA, 463 nt
Organism: Truncatella angustata
Lineage: Eukaryota; Fungi; Ascomycota; Sordariomycetes; Amphisphaeriales; Sporocadaceae
Exons: 1
Coding region: 98-463 (121 amino acids)
Source: RefSeq, a predicted model, not a curated record
CCAGAAACGAGCUUCGUACCGCAAAAGCUGGGAGGCUCACCGGCUCAGAACCGCUCAGCUAGCACUUGCCCUCUAACGAGUCAAUCCCGGCGCCAAGAUGGUCGUCCUCAUGCACAAUGCUGAGUGCUUCGGAAACAUCUGUCUGUUCUAUACCUUCCGCAUGUUCGCCAGUAUCACAUCAUUCAAGCCCGACGUUCAGGAGCAGCGCCACUCCUCGUACCACAUGAUCGCCACACAUAUUGACAGUCAGAGCGAUGAGGCCAAGCGCAUGGUGCAGCAGUGGAAGAAGGAGUGGCACAUGGCUACGUUUGGUACAACUGAGGAGUACAAUGCCCAGCUGAAGGAUAAUCGUUUGGAUGUGGACCAGGUCUUGGCUGAUUGUGGUCCGGAGCUUUUGCGCAUGGCCACACAUGUCUGGGCUUCUCAGCAUGAUGCCCUCUUCAAUAAGCAUUUUGGCAUGUAA